Pundamilia nyererei is the source of this 425-nucleotide messenger RNA. RefSeq names its product ribosomal protein L36 (gene rpl36). Gene Ontology annotation, cellular component: ribosome. The coding region runs from base 86 to 397 and encodes 103 amino acids. Gene Ontology annotation, biological process: translation. The transcript has 5 exons. Lineage: Eukaryota; Metazoa; Chordata; Actinopteri; Cichliformes; Cichlidae. The record is from RefSeq and is a predicted model, not a curated record. Gene Ontology annotation, molecular function: structural constituent of ribosome.
UAACAGAAGCGUUUUCCGGGUUUCAUUGCCCCGUUUAGCUCACGCAACAGUCCUUCCGGCCUGACCGCCAUCAAAGAUAGCAGACAUGGCUAUUCGUUAUCCUAUGGCUGUUGGCCUUAACAAAGGCCACCCAGUCACCAAAAAUGUAACUGCUCCCAAACACAGCCGCCGGCGCGGGGCCCUCAAAACGGGCAUGAUUGUGUGGUGGAAAUCAGUGCAUGGGCUCAGGAUCAGCGUGCCCUCCACAGAUGCAGUGAGAAAAGCUCAGAGCUCUUCUAAUAUUUCUAUACUGUUUUUCCCCUCACAGAUCGGCACUCACAUUCGGGCCAAGAGAAAGAGAGAAGAGCUGAGCAACGUACUGGCUGCCAUGAGAAAGGCUGCUGCCAAGAAGGAGUAAAAGUCAUUUAAUAAAACAUGAAACUACA